AUGAUGGCGGAUGCGAAGGCCGAGUCGGCGGCCGCGAAUCACGACUGCAGCGGGAGCAGCGGAGUGGAAGUAGUUAACCGUACCGAGAAUGGCAACAACAAGGGGGAGGAAGGGGAUACGAAGAAGACGGCGGUGGGAGGAGGAGUAGAUCCAGAGUUCUUCUGCUGCUUGCUUCAGCCUGCCAAUGCCGAUUCGGAUCCCGAUUACCUCGGCAUCCGGCGGCUCCUCCUCCAUCGCAAAGCGGAAUCUGGUUCCGUCCGACGUCUGGAUUGGAGAUGCAAUGGAAAAGGAUAUGUAUGUUACCGUAAUUACAUAAGAAGACCAAGAAAUUGGGAGAAGUCGCAAGUUUCGAGCCUCCAAAGCACACCAGAAAACAGCGGUCGAUGGUUUCCAUCUCCUAGUCCUCUCUCCCAACUAUAUGAUGUCGAAAGCCUUACUUCUAGCCGGGACGUAUCUAGUGUUAAUCCAUCUUCAGCCCGUAGGACAAGUGUCAGCUCAGGUGGAAGUGAUCUUGAUCACUCACGUGGGAGACGGCCUGAACCUGGUUAUUCUUUUGUGGGAAUGCAUUGCAUCUUUGAUCACAGCAAAGCUGCUGUGACAGUUCUGAAGUUCGGUAAGAGGAGUUCUGAUCUACUGGCAUAUGGGGCAUCUGAUGGAACAUUGACAGUCUGUAUGGUCUCCCAACCACCUUCAGUACUCAAACAACUGAAUGGACAUUCAAAAGAUGUCACAGACUUUGACUUCUCCUCCAACAAUCAGUAUAUUGCAUCAUCAUCAAUGGAUAAAACUGUGAGAGUGUGGGAGUUAUCAAAAGGAACUUGCAUUAGAGUUAUCUAUGGAGUUUCCCCACAACUAUGUAUCCGUUUUCACCCUGUAAAUAACAAUUUCCUUUCUGCUGGCAACGUCAACAGAGAAAUCACUGUAUUCAAUUUCAGCACAGGCAGGAUUAUUGCCAAAACAGUUCUCAACAAUGAGAUCACCUCGAUGGACCACGAUCAUACUGGUCAGCUCAUUUUCUGUGGAGAUCAACAGGGAUGUAUAUAUUCCAUGAGCAUGAACUCUCGUACCGGCGCCUUGUCUCGCUCUCAUCGGUAUCGAAGUAGCAGCAAGAGCAAGUCCCCAGUAACAACUGUGCAGUACCGAAGUUUCUCUCUGCUGGCACGUGGGCCCGUGCUGCUAACAUGCACUCAAGACGGGAACUUGUCAUUCUUCAGGGUGGCUUUGGAAAUAAAAGGUUACCUAACUCUUCACUGCUCACUGAAAUUGGCUCCACGAGUACACAGCAUGCGGGCGUCUUUCUGCCCUCUUCUCUCCCUUGAAAAAGGAGAAUAUAUAGUUGCUGGUAGUGAGGAUUCAAACGUCUAUUUCUAUGAUCUGACAAAGCCACAGAAUCCUUGUGUGAACAAACUACAGGGCCAUCAGUUUCCAGUCAUCGGCGUCACUUGGAAUUAUGGCGAAAACUUGCUGGCAUCAUCUGAUCUUCACGGAGUUGUCAUUGUGUGGAAAAGAGCAAAGACAGGCUAG
This is a messenger RNA of Linum trigynum, 1524 nucleotides long. The record is from the annotation of a GenBank genome assembly. NCBI's taxonomy places the organism in Eukaryota, Viridiplantae, Streptophyta, Magnoliopsida, Malpighiales, Linaceae.